Messenger RNA from Linum tenue, 2252 nucleotides. Lineage: Eukaryota; Viridiplantae; Streptophyta; Magnoliopsida; Malpighiales; Linaceae. The record is from the annotation of a GenBank genome assembly.
UUUCAGGCUGCCGCUUCUUGUGCCGCCUGUGACUUCCGACUUCAUCUGCAUCGGCUCCAUUGAUUCCAUCUCUCAUCUACUCCAACAGUUGGUCCGAUUAGAAAGGACUGACAAGUCUCAACCACCGCAGGGGAGAGUUGUUUCAACCCUUUGUUGGCGGCUUGGCUUGGUUCUCAAAAUCAGACGCCAUAUCCAAAUGUGGGCUCUUAGUUCUCCUCAACCCAAUGCUCAGCCGUCUCCUUCAUCAGCCUUCAUCCCACGUACCUCCCGGAAGCCGCCCGUUUGUUUCGUAUCCUUGAAUCCUUCGACCUCGACCACAGCUGACAAUAACCAGCUUAUACAGUCUCUAUGCAAACAAGGCAACCUGAAGCGGGCCGUGAAGCUGAUGAGCGAAGAGUCCAACCCGACUCAACGGACCUACGAGCACCUAAUUCUCUCUUGCAUCCACCAAAGUUCGCUCGUCGAUGCACAGUGGGUUCACCGCCACCUCCAUGAGAAUGGGUUUGAUCAAGAUCCCUUCUUGGCAACGAAACUUAUCAAUAUGUAUUCGUCUCUGGACCUGAUUGAUGAUGCACGCAAGGUGUUUGACAAAACUCGGAAGCGAACUAUUUAUGUUUACAACGCGUUGUUUCGAGCGCUUUCGUUGGCGGGCCAUGGGGAAGAGGUCUUGAACUUGUACCGCACGAUGAGUUCUCUUGGGAUGCCUUCUGAUAGGUUCACGUAUACAUACGCCCUCAAGGCUUGUGUUGCUUCCGAGUGUUUAGUAUCGUUGCUGUGGAAGGGAAAGGAGAUUCAUGCUCAUAUUCUGCGACAUGGAUGGCGGUCAAAAAUGUGGUUUCUUGGAGUGCCAUGAUUGCUUGUUAUGCGAAGAAUGGGAAGGCUUUCGAGGCAUUGAAGCUCUUCAGGGAAAUGAUGCUCAAAACAGAAGAGGAUGUAGGUCCCAAUUCUGUGACAAUGGUCAGCGUCCUUCAAGCUUGUGCUGCUCUUGCAGCCCUGGAGCAAGGAAAGUUAAUACAUGGAUACAUUCUGAGGAAUGGUCUUGAUACCAUCUUGCCAGUAAUCAGCGCACUGGUCACAAUGUACGCAAGGUGCGGCAAACUCGAAGUGGCACAACAAGUUUUUGACGGCAUGGAUAAACGAGAUGUCGUCUCUUGGAAUUCUCUGAUUUCAGGGUUUGGAGCUCAUGGGCAUGGGAAGAAAGCAAUAGAUAUUUUCAAAGACAUGAUCAGUUGCGGUAUAUCACCAAGUCCUGUGUCGUUUGUCAGUCUUCUGGGAGCUUGUAGCCAUGCAGGUCUUGUGGAUGAAGGAAGAGCAUUGUUUCAGGCGAUGAGAAAAGAGUAUGGGAUAAUUCCUAGUGUGGAACAUUAUGCUUCCAUGGUGGAUCUUCUAGGGCGGGCCAAUAAGUUAGAGGAAGCAGCUAAAUUCAUCGAUGAUAUGCGGAUAGAACCAGGGCCUAAGGUCUGGGGAUCUCUCCUUGGAUCGUCUAGGAUUCAUUGUAACGUUGAGUUUGCAGAGAGGGCGAGCACAAAGCUUUUUCAACUCGAGCCUGCAAAUGCUGGGAACUACGUGCUGCUGGCUGACACUUAUGCAGAAGCUGGUAAGUGGGACGAAGUAAAAAGAGUUAAAAAGCUCCUUGAAUCCAGAGGACUACAGAAAGUCCCCGGUCGCAGCUGGAUAGAAGUAAAGAGGCAAAUACAUUCCUUUGUCUCGACUGAUGAGUUUAAUCCUCAAAUCGAGCAGCUACAUGCUCUGCUGUGUGAAUUAUCGUCGGAGAUGAAGGAGAAAGGAUAUGUGCCGCAGAUCAAAGUGGUGCUAUAUGACCUUGGGGAAGAGGAGAAAGAGAGGAUCGUGCUUGGCCACAGCGAAAAAUUAGCGCUAGCAUUUGGACUCAUCAACACCAGCAACGCAGAGCCAAUUCGGAUCACCAAGAACCUGCGGCUGUGUGAAGAUUGUCACUCCUUUACCAAGUUCAUAUCGAAGUUUGCACGUAAAGAGAUUCUGGUGAGAGACGUGAAUCGCUUUCACCAUUUCCGUGAUGGGGUGUGUUCUUGUGGGGAUUAUUGGUGAGAAUCAAGAUCAUUCUUUACUCUGUUUCUCUUGAGUUGCUUCUGCUUACAUUCUUGACAAAACAGAUGCCGAAAGUUUUCUGUCUUUUCGGGGCAACGUGUAUAUCAGCGCGUACACCUUACAGUUUUGAGAAAAUAAUACACCCUUAUAAGAUAUGGUAAUAGCCAUUCCAUCUGAUUACUUUA